Molecule: messenger RNA, 1561 nt
Organism: Aureobasidium subglaciale EXF-2481
Lineage: Eukaryota; Fungi; Ascomycota; Dothideomycetes; Dothideales; Saccotheciaceae
Exons: 2
Coding region: 1-1329 (442 amino acids)
Molecular function (GO): proline dehydrogenase activity; sarcosine oxidase activity; flavin adenine dinucleotide binding
Source: RefSeq, a predicted model, not a curated record
AUGGCAGCUGCCGCGGAAGAAAUCCCCAAGUCAGUCCUUAUCCUGGGCUCUGGAGUGUUUGGCCUCAGUACAGCAUACAGUCUCACUCAGAACCCGAAGUUCGCAAACACAUCAAUCACACUCGUUGAUCGCAGUGUGUUCCCAGCACCCGAUGGCGCAAGCAUAGACAGCAGCCGCAUCGUCCGUCCCGACUACGCAGAUCUUCCUUAUGCACGCCUCGCCAUUGAAGCACAAGCACGCUGGAGAAACGAAUGGUGGGGUCAACAAGAUGUCUAUCAUGAACCUGGUCUUGCGGUCGUGGUCAACAAGGAUGAAUCCGACAACGGAAACGGCGACCUGGGAAGAAAAUACAUGACGGAUAGUAUGGCCAAUGUGGAGCGUUGCGGACUCAAGCCUGGCAAGAAGAGCGAGGGUGCAGCGACAGGAAAAGGAGGCUCGUCCGUAGGCGACUUUGGCUACGUGAAUUGGAGAUCAGGCUGGGCAGAUGCAGAAAAAGGCAUGCGUGUCCUCCGCGCAAGAGUCGAAAAAACAAACCGCGUCAACUUCCUGCACGCCUCAAUCUCCCGCCUGCAAUUCAGCAACGACGCAGUGACCGGCUGCGAGACAGAUGACGGCAAACUCCUAACAGCAGACCUCAUCGUUCUAGCCACCGGAGCCUGGACACCCGCCCUCCUCGACCUCCGCGGCCGCUGCAGCGCAACAGGCCAAAUCCUCUCCUACAUCCAAAUCACCGAUGCCGAGCAAGCAGCCCUCGGUGACCGACCAACCCUCCUCAACGAAAGCAGUGGUCUCUUCAUAAUCCCACCCGUCAACAACGUUCUCAAGGUAGCUCGUCACGGCUACGGCUACUGCAACCCCACCACAAUCCCUCACCCCGAAGACGCCUCCCUGGGAAAAAUCACAGUCUCCCUCCCACGCACCCACAUCUCGCACCCAGGCCUCGAGAUCCCAGAAGAAGGCAAGAAAGCCCUGCGUAGUUUCUUGGCCGCCGUCUACCCUUCUCUGGCCACGAGACCUUUUCUCAACACGAGGAUUUGCUGGUACACGGAUACACCUCGAGGAGAUUGGUUGUUGUCCUAUCACCCAAGGUACAAGAAUUUGUUUGUAGCAACGGGAGGAAGUGGACAUGCUUAUAAAUUCUUGCCUGUGGUGGGAGAUAAGAUUGUGGAUUGUUUGUUGGGUGAGCCGCCUGCUGAGUUCAAGGAUAAAUGGGCUUGGCCGGAGAGAGAUGUCGAGGAUCAGGUCUGGACCAAGGAUUGGAGAGGCGGUGUCAAAGGCAUGGUCUUGGAGGAAGAGUUGAAGAAGGGCGAGAACAAGGCCAAACUUUGAGGAAACGGGGGAAAGUGAAGUUUGUAAUUAUACUCAGAUACAUGAGACAGGGAAACAAGAGGAUCUGGAGGAUCAUACGAUGGGCCGUAGAUGGAGACGAGAAGUCCGCAAAUUAUAUUGGCAAAUGCACAUCACAAAGCACAAACACCAUGAGCACUAGGAGACAACAAGUUUCGUCAUGUUUCUGAGAUGACAUUAGAAGAGGCUAUAUACCUCAAGCCACAUUAUCUAU